Messenger RNA from Monosiga brevicollis MX1, 2153 nucleotides. RefSeq lists its product as uncharacterized. The record is from RefSeq and is a predicted model, not a curated record. The transcript has 19 exons. Gene Ontology annotation, cellular component: mitochondrion. NCBI's taxonomy places the organism in Eukaryota, Choanoflagellata, Craspedida, Salpingoecidae. Bases 129 to 2153 code for a protein of 674 amino acids. Gene Ontology annotation, biological process: peptide metabolic process. Gene Ontology annotation, molecular function: metalloendopeptidase activity.
GAGAGAGGGGGUGAAUGGCAGUGGCAGCUGGUGGUGGAGCAGGGAACGAGGUGGACAAGUGCUUGCGUGACUCUGGUCUUGUGGCUGCGAGGCGCAUAGAGAGCCGCUUUUAGGGUGCGCUUGGAAGAAUGCAGCGGCUCGCCGCAGCGCGGGCUCUGCCGCGGCCGACAGCAUGGGAUCACCUACUGGCUUCUUCCCGCGCGGGACAGUGGACUGCCGGGACAUGCAUGGCAUGGCAACGACAGGCGUCAGCAUCCUGGGCGACCUCACGGGCAGCCAGCACAUUGCGGGAUGUCUUUGACCUCAACUUUCCCGCUGGCCAAGAGCUUCCGAGCGCCAGCCGACGCGAUGAAAGCUUGCUGACAGCUGGGGUGCUCCAGCCUCAGGCCUUUCGAAACGCCACCAACGCAGCCUUUAUGCGCUCCGAGGAACUACUCAAUACCAUUCUGCAGCUUCCAGCCGGAAGCCCCGACAUCAUCUAUCACAUGGACAAUAUCAGCAACGAGCUUUGCAAGAUUCUCGAUUUGACGCAGUUUCUCCGCCAGUUGAGUCACCAUGAGGAUGCUGCCAGCUGUGAUGCUUUGGUGGUUGACUUUGAAGCGAGUGGUAUCCAUCUACCAGAAGCAGAGCGACUGGCUAUCAUUGAUGCCAAGGCUGCGUCCGACCAAGCCAGCUUCACCUUUGAACACAUGUGUCAUCGUCCCACUGAGCUGGUGCGCGUACCCCGACGCCAGGUGCCGGCCCUACGGGAAUUUGCCACUGCCACCCAUGACGAUGACCUGAUUCUCAAUGUUACCGACUCGACUACAUUCCCAGCUCGCGUGGCUGACUCAAGUAUCCGCGAACAGCUUUUUCGCACCUUUUAUCAAAGCGACGCGACAACCAACGCCUCCCUGCUGUCGCUGUUGGAGAGUCGCUUUCAUGUUGCCGAACUCUCCCAGUUCGAUUCGCCUUUGGCACAGGUCACCAAGACGUUGAUGCUGCGCGAGCCAGAUUCCAUUGAACACUUUCUCCUGGAACUUAGUCGCAAAACUCGGCCUCUUGUAAACGAGUACUUGGGCACCAUUUUGCACGAUGCGCGCUUCUCCGGCCACCAUCUCAAUGCAUGGGACGCACCGUUUGUAAUGCGUCAGGCGAGGGCACAGCGCAUGAUAACGGGCAUGAACGCCUACCUUAGCCUUGGGGCCUGCAUGGAGGGCAUUGAUUUGGUUGUGCGCCGCCUGUUCGGCCUGCGACUUGAACCUGUGGCUUCUCUGCCAAAUGAGGUGUGGGACCCAUCGGUCAUCAAGCUGCACGUUGUGUCCGAGUUGGAUGAUCAAUUGGUGGGCGUGAUUUACUGUGACUUUUUCCGACGUGAUAAUAAACGCAACAACGCCGUUCACUUCAACAUUCAAUCGGCGCGUGCUGAGCAUCACGAUUGGUCUCGCCAGCUGCCCGUUUUGGCCGUGACGCUUGGCGUGCCCAUGAAUCGCUUUCAGCCAUUGGGCCUGCAACAGUGUGUGACAUUGUUUCACGAGUUUGGCCACGUGAUGCACUCAAUUCUGUCGAGUGUACGCUUGCAAAAUAUUUCGGGCACUCGUGUGGCUGCUGACUUUGCCGAAGUACCAUCGACUCUUUUUGAGAAAUUUGCAACAGAGUACGAGUUUGUGGAGCAGUUUGCUCGGCACAGCUUGACAAAUCAACCGGUGUCAGAGGACGAGUUCAAUCACAACAAGGCAGAGAUGCGCGCCGCAGACAUCCUGAACGUAAACGAAUCUUUGACUAUGGCGUUGAUUGAUCACUACCUGCACCGUCAGCCGCCGCAGAGCUACGCGGCCACGCAAGCCUUGGUUGAACAAGUUUGGCAUGAACACAGCUAUGCGCGCAUUGAUGGCGUGCCUGUGUGGUCACGAUUUUUUCACCUGAGCAGCUAUGGCAGCUUUUACUAUUCGUACUCACUCUGUAAUGCUAUCAGUGCCAAAUUGUGGCAGCACAUGUUUAGGGCAGACCCUCAAUCCACGACGAGCGGUCAACGGCUUCGGGAUCAGCUCUUGUCACAGGGUGGAGCCCGGUCGCCAUGGCAACUGCUAGAGGGAUGCAUGGCUGAGCCACCCUCCGUGGACGGAUUUGUGGACGGUUAUGUGGACUAUCUGCAGGAGAGCCUUCCUCACUGA